GAGGUGUGUGUAGAAAGAGUUGCUGUUGGCCCAAAAAUCUGGUCUGCAUCAAAACUUCGGGCUGCGCGGGGAAAUUAUUUGCUUCGCCAGUCACUUUUUCUGCCCAAAUUUUUAAACCGCCGCAGUCUCUGCACUUUCAGUUGCAUUUUGCCGAUCCUCGUCCUCCAACCACAAUCCACCGAUUGGUAUCGCUUUUUAUUCUUCUUCUUCUCGGCACGGAAUAGUAUAUCCUUCAGACAGGACGGUCGAAAAAAACGCACAGCGCCUCCCGAAAAAAAGAUGCAUUUGAUGUACACCGAGGACCCGGCCACGGGCAAGAGGGUCUACACUCUGAAGAAAGUGCUCGACGGUGUGGUUACAAAGUCGGCGCAUCCCGCGAGAUUUUCACCCGAUGACAAAUAUUCGAGGCAUCGAGUCACACUAAAGAAGCGAUACGGCCUCCUUCUCACGCAACAAAAAGACGAGAAGAAAUAAAGAGGAUGUUUCGCCACUGACUGUCGGGGGGUGCAAUCCAGUUUUUGAUGGACGAAGGGAUGUUCGAUGGCAGAGGAAGAUGAAUGGUUGUUGGACGAUUCACACGGAACAAUUUCAGCUAUACCGGAAAACGACUCAUGCAGCUUCGCCUCUGACACUGCUGAGAGGUAGUGUUUGUUUCUAACAGGUAGCCCUGGGUACGGGACGAAUGGCGUUUGGCGUCUGGGACAGAAAGGAAGGGAUACCCAGAAGCCUUGACAUAUUGUACGGUCAUGGUUUCAUAAAAUCAAAAUUCAUGGCUUCGUUAAAA
Molecule: messenger RNA, 784 nt
Organism: Exophiala oligosperma
Lineage: Eukaryota; Fungi; Ascomycota; Eurotiomycetes; Chaetothyriales; Herpotrichiellaceae
Product: H/ACA ribonucleoprotein complex subunit 3
Exons: 3
Coding region: 280-474 (64 amino acids)
Biological process (GO): ribosome biogenesis; positive regulation of telomerase RNA localization to Cajal body; rRNA pseudouridine synthesis
Cellular component (GO): box H/ACA snoRNP complex; box H/ACA telomerase RNP complex
Molecular function (GO): box H/ACA snoRNA binding; telomerase RNA binding
Source: RefSeq, a predicted model, not a curated record